AUGCGUGAUGAGAUUGAUACUCAACGCCCAGGUAAAAAGUUUACAUGGGAAGAGCUUUCCAAGCACAAUACGCGUAAUAGCGCCUAUGUCGCCGUUCGUGGAAAUGUCUACGAUAUCACAGAUUUUAUAGAACGUCAUCCGGGUGGUGAGGAUAUUUUGUUAUUCGCCGCAGGGAGGGAUGUCACUCAGGCAUUUGAGACAUAUCACGAACUCGGGAAGCCUGAUAUCGUUCUUAAGUAA
Molecule: messenger RNA, 240 nt
Organism: Acaulospora colombiana
Lineage: Eukaryota; Fungi; Glomeromycota; Glomeromycetes; Diversisporales; Acaulosporaceae
Source: the annotation of a GenBank genome assembly